AUGAAAUCCACCGUUUUCCUCGCGUCCCUCGCACACGCGGCAGUCAUCUGGGAUGGCCGCUUCAACGACUUCACCAGCAGUGCCGACCUAAACAAAUGGUCGUGGAGCAACCAGGUCGGGCCGUACCAGUACUACAUCCACGGGUCCGGCACGGUGGACAAGUACGUGAACCUGUCGCCGUCGUACAAGAACCCCAACGACACGGCGUCCAAGCAGGGCGCCAAGAUCACCCUCGACUCGACGGCCUACUGGAACGGCCAGAACAUGCGCCGCACCGAGCUGAUCCCCCAGACCACCGCCGCCAUAAACAAGGGCAAGGUCUGGUACCACUUCUCCAUCAGCCGCAGCGACGCCAGCGCCCCGAGCGUCUACCGCGAGCACCAGAUCGCCUUCUUCGAGAGCCACUUCACCGAGCUCAAGUACGGCUGGAUCAGCGGCGAGAGCGCCACAAGCGACCCUUACCUCCAGUUCAUGAUCAGUCAGAACAGCAAGUGGAAGACGGAGUGGAAGGCCGGCGUCUGGCACAACGUCGCUUUCGAAAUCGACUUCUCCGCCAACACGGUCGGCUUUUGGCACUCGGAGGGCAGCGAGCCGCUCACGCAGCUCGUCGCGCCCCAGUCCGCGUCCACGUCCUCGAACGGCGCAGAUUGGCACCUAGGCGUCCUAGAGCUGCCCAGGUCGGGCUACAGCGAUGCUAAUGAGGACUUCUACUUUUCGGGCGUCUAUAUCGAGAGCGGCGCUCUGACGAAAACCGUCAGCGGCCCGGCUGCUUAA
Truncatella angustata is the source of this 774-nucleotide messenger RNA. RefSeq lists its product as uncharacterized. Bases 1 to 774 code for a protein of 257 amino acids. Lineage: Eukaryota; Fungi; Ascomycota; Sordariomycetes; Amphisphaeriales; Sporocadaceae. The transcript has 2 exons. The record is from RefSeq and is a predicted model, not a curated record.